Messenger RNA from Hippocampus zosterae (dwarf seahorse), 2250 nucleotides. RefSeq names its product testis-expressed protein 264 homolog. Gene Ontology annotation, biological process: reticulophagy; protein-DNA covalent cross-linking repair. The record is from RefSeq and is a predicted model, not a curated record. Lineage: Eukaryota; Metazoa; Chordata; Actinopteri; Syngnathiformes; Syngnathidae. The transcript has 4 exons. Gene Ontology annotation, cellular component: replication fork; autophagosome membrane; endoplasmic reticulum membrane. The coding region runs from base 377 to 1291 and encodes 304 amino acids.
CACAGUGUACCUCGUUUGAACGUUUCGGCUGAAUUUCACGAUUUAAGUUAUUCCUAACGUUAAAUGUGUUUAAAAUGGAAAAUGAGGCAUUCAUCUGAAAAACGAAUUUUCGUUUGUGGUGUCGUCAACAACUGUUGUUCAAAAACUAUUACCCCCGCGCCCCAAUUACUGGCUGUAAUGGUACAUUCCAGGAAGUUUCUUUCAUUCAUUCAUCCUGCGACCAGGUGGUUUCAUCGCUAAAUGCAUCACAAUUUCAGUCCACAUUGGAUGAAAGAAAAUUCAUGCGUUCAUCCAAUUGUGGCUUUAUCCAACACCGUGUCCUAGUUGUGAAUACACGACGAUUCUUAAAUCUAGUAAAAGAUUAUCACCGACUGUCAUGUCAGAGUGGACUAGUCUGUGUGUGGCUGUUAGCUUGUUCCUCACUAUUUCGAUAUUAGCAGGUUAUUUUUUGUACUCCGGACUCUUGUCAGAUAUCAUUAUAUUAACUGGAUCUUCCCCUAUAAGAAAGCUAAUGUUCGUCUACAAAUUUAAGGAAGGACCGUAUAAAAAAUGUGCAGAACUGUUUAAAGAGGCCAACAGGAUCGGACCUGAGCUCUCUUGUAUCGGAAUAUUUUAUGAUGAUCCCACAAAGGUGCCCGGACCGCAAUGCCGCUGCGCUGUGGGCAGCAUUGUGAGCGAGGGUGAGGACAAGGCCGACAAGGAGCUUCUGAAGUGCUACGAGACAGCUGGCUUUAAAGUGUUCUCCUUCCCUGAAGUCACACACGUGGUCACUACCUCAUUCCCCCACAGGACCGUUUUCUCGAUCCCCCUGGGAGUAAAACGGGUCUAUCCACGGCUAGAAAGCUACAUCAAGGACAGGAAGCUGUGUGCACACCCGUUCCUCGAGAUCUACAGUAACGAUGUGAUCCACUUCAUGGCUCCGUUGGCUCGGCAAGGAGAUUUCUACGUUCCGGAAGCCCGUCUAGCGGAAAGGAGGCUUCCAGAACAAGAAGAAUUGGACUCUGAUUCGGAAAUUUCAGGUGCAGACUCAAACAGCGAAUGCAGCUCAGGGACUGGGAUUUUCCUGUCAGCCAGUCGAGAGACGUCACUGGUGGCGUCCUCGACCCGGUCCGAGUCCAUCCGGGACAACGGGUACGCAAAUCACACAGGGAAAUCGUCCAGGGACCGCUCGCUCGUGGAGACGGACUGGAAACGGAAUAACCAAGAACGGGAUCAGUUUAAGAAAGGCUCGAGCCAGGUGAGCCUUGACCGUGUCCCGCACUUGUUGGGUGCUGUUGGUGGCGAGGAGUGAAGUUUGACCCGAGCAGAUUUCAAGCCUUAGACAGUUGAACCAUGUUGUGUCAAAGGUUCCUCUGCAAAAACAAAACUAAGAAAAAAAAAAGUUCUCAGGAUGCGCUAAAGUUUUUUUUCUUUCUCUGUGAUUCAAAGUCACAAGCCCACUCUUCUCCUGGAGGCAUGAAUCUUAAAUACUCAUCUUCAUGUGUGAAUGUCAUUUUUUUCACCAUUUAUUAUAUUACAAUAUAAUUUUGGCCGAUUGUCACCCUAAUGACAUGGAUAAUAUACUCUUCAUCCUUGCAGUAAGGAUUCCUGCUGAGAGAUUUUCACGCUUUUUUUUCAAGAAGUGCUCCUCUUUGUUGAGCAAAAUAAUUUUGACUUUCCACUUUGUGCCUCUCAAGCUCAUUUCUAAAUCUGAUUAUUAUUGCGCUAAGGAAUUUAUAGAUGUGCCCAAAUCGGAGGGGCCAUUCGUUGGUUGUGGCUUCUUCAGUUUUCAUUCGUUCUCCUGUUUUCUUCUUUUCGUGGGAACAUUAGCGGGAUCAGAGGUCAUUGACGCCAGACCCGAGAGAGGGGCCUGCCUGUCUUAUGAUAUCUGUUGUAGGUCAUCCCUGAGGUGUUUUUUUUUUUUUUUUGGUGGGGAUUUUCCACUUCAAACUCAUGCACAAAUGCCUUUAUUUUGAUGCUGGUGCACAAAAAACGUAAUUAGUAAAUAAAAUAAAAACUUUUUCAAGUUGUUCCUUCAAAGUUGUAAGCGUACACUUAUCCAAAAUAUAUUGAUACUGUAGUAUCAAGAAUCAAGAUUCAGGGCCAACUGAGUGAUCCAGUCUUAGUGUCAACCCGUGUUCAAAUAUUUGUUGUGUUACACAUUCUGUCAUUUCUGAUGGCCGCUGAUCAUUUUAACACCUGCACCCGCAAGUGCUUGUGCUGUUUUUAGUUCUCUUAAAAGGUUCCAAUAAAUGUAUUUUUUGAAAAAGA